UGGUUUCCAGACCGAGUCAGUGUGAGUUGUUGGUCAGUCAUUUUGAAAUUGCUCACAAAAACGCAUUAAUUUUGUCUAUCGUCUUCCAGAAGCUUCUCAGUUUGGCCUGACUGCAGAAUUUUAGGACCAUGCGUGGGUCAGUACGAUGGGUUUUAUGGGAUGUAAAGGAUACUCUGCUGAAGGUGCGGCGCUCUGUGGGAGAGCAGUACUGCAGUGCGGCUGAGCAUGUUGGACUCAGAUUACCAUCCAUGCAGGUGGAGAUGGCAUUCAGGCAUGCAUACCGCCAGCACUCACGCCUCUACCCUAAUUAUGGCAGUGCUCAAGGCAUGAAUGGUCAACUAUGGUGGACAGAAGUGGUGAAGAACACAUUUUUCCAGUGUGGGGUGCAGGACCAUGUGCUGCUUGACACACUUGCCAGUAACCUGUACCAGAAUUUCUGUGGUCCAGAGAACUGGGAGGUGUUUCCAGACUCAAAUUCCACCUUGAAGUCCUGCACAGCUAUGGGUAUGAAGCAAGGUGUGGUGUCCAACUUUGACAGCCGCCUAGAAGGAGUUAUUCGAGGAUGUGCCCUCCUUACCCACUUCUCAUUUCUACUGACCUCAGAAGGGGUUGGUGUAGCCAAGCCUGACCCAGAAAUUUUCACUCUAGCUUUGAAAAAGUGUGGGGUGCCAGCAAAACAUGUAGUCCACGUUGGGGAUCACUACGUAAAUGACUACCUUACCUCCCGAUCAUUAGGUAUUCGCGGUUAUUUGCUGGAUCGACAAGGACAGCAACGUCAUCCAGAUGUUCCUCCGCAUCAUAUACUACAGAGUCUAGAUGAACUACCAGCUAAGCUGCAACAAGAAACUGAUUAGAAAUUCAUCUCCAUCAGUUCUGAUCAUUCAUUUUUUGGUAAUUUAUUUAAAUAAUUUGUUCAAAUUAAACUUGGCCUUAAUGUAUUUUCUUUGUUGUCUUUGCUUUUCAAUAUGUGUCUGUUUGUGCAGGAGUACAUAUUCUUCCUCUAAUCAUUGUGUGGUGAUGGAACUUUAAGCCAUUUCAUCAUUUUAAGAUGAAAAGUGUAAUUAUUCAUAUUGAAAAAUCAGAAAU
Trichomycterus rosablanca is the source of this 1086-nucleotide messenger RNA. RefSeq names its product haloacid dehalogenase-like hydrolase domain containing 3 (gene hdhd3). Gene Ontology annotation, cellular component: nucleus. Bases 129 to 854 code for a protein of 241 amino acids. The record is from RefSeq and is a predicted model, not a curated record. The transcript is spliced from 3 exons. NCBI's taxonomy places the organism in Eukaryota, Metazoa, Chordata, Actinopteri, Siluriformes, Trichomycteridae.